CGGGCCCGACCCUGCUCCUGUGCUGUUUGGUAUGAGAGGGAGGUGAUGUUUGGGUCCGUGUACAAUCCCGCUCCACCAUGCGGCAGAAUAGCGGCACUGGGACUCUCUCCGGGAGAGUGAGAGAGAGAGUGAGUGAGGCGGCAGCAGCUGCGGAGCGAUGGGGCUGAGAGCGGGUGAAGGCACUGCUUCCUCCGCCUUUACCUAGUGCUCCCCCGGGCAAGGCAAGGGGCACAGAGCGGCGCUACCCCCUUACUGCUGAUUCGUCUCGUUGUGGCUGUGAAACUGGAGGCGAGGCGUUGCUGCUCCUGCCGCUGGUGCUGGUGCUGCUGCUGCUGCUGCCAGUGACCUGCAGUGCUCGCUGUCUCUGUCUCCGUGCCCCUGUGCGCUGGCGCUGGCGAGCAGUGCAUUCCUCCCUCCCUCCCUCCCUCCCUCCCUCGCUGCCCGUCUCUCGCUCACACCUCUCGCCAGCCGACCGGCGAUGCAUCGGAUAUAACGGCAUCAGGGCAGCAGCAGCAGCAGCAGCAGCGCUCUCAUACACACACACACACCGGCCAUGGGCAAGGACCAGGAAUUACUCCACGCUGUCAAAAGCGAAGAUGUGCCAGCAGCACAGAAGCUCCUGCAGCGGCCCAGACAAGGCAAAGCCAAGCUUCUAGGAUCUGCAAAGAGAGUCAACGUGAACUUUCAAGACCUAGAUGGGUUUUCCGCGCUGCACCAUGCUGCCCUCAAUGGGAACACUGAGCUCAUCUCGAUGUUGAUCGAAUCCCAGGCUUUGGUCGAUAUCAAGGACAACAAAGCGAUGAGACCGCUGCACUAUGCAGCUUGGCAGGGGAAGGCAGAACCGAUGAAGAUGCUUCUGAAGGCGGCCUCCAGUGUCAACUCACAGUCGGAGGAAGGACAGAUCCCGUUGCAUCUCGCGGCUCAGCACGGACACUACGAAGUGUCCGAGAUGCUGCUGCAACAUCAGUCAAACCCAUGCAUCGUCGAUAUCGCUGGCAAGACACCCUUGGACCUUGCCUGUGAAUUUGGCAGAGUUGGGGUGGUGCAGUUACUUCUCAGCAGUAACAUGUGUGCAGCUCUGUUGGAAGCAAAGCCUGGAGACAUCACCGAUCCCAAUGGUACCAGCCCGCUGCAUUUAGCUGCCAAGAAUGGACAUAUCGACAUUAUAAGACUCCUGUUGCAGGCCGGAAUUGAUAUAAACCGCCAGACAAAAGCAGGAACAGCGCUUCACGAAGCUGCACUGUGUGGGAAGACUGAUGUGGUUCGCUUGCUGUUGGAAAGUGGAGUUAACGCACAUAUCAAGAACACCUACAACCAGACAGCCCUGGACAUUGUACACCAAUUCACAGCAACACAAGCAAGCAAAGAAAUCAAGCAAAUGCUCAGAGAUGCCUCAGCUGCCCUGCAGGUCAGGGCGGUGAAGGACUACUGUAACAACUAUGACCUGACCAGCCUUAACGUGAAGAUAGGAGACAUUAUUACAGUCCUAGAACAGCAUCCAGAUGGGAGAUGGAAAGGCUGUAUCCAUGACAACAGGACUGGCAAUGACAGAGUGGGUUACUUCCCAUCAUCUAUUGCGGAGGUGAUAAACAAGAGAUCAGGUUCUUGGGAUGCAGUGUGUCAUGUUCACAGUUCUCAGCAAUAUCACAAGAUACAGCUUACGGCUUAUGGCACUACAAUUGUCAAUGGGGACUCCACACAACAUUUAAACUCCCUGUUGCCUCCCCCUCCACCUCCUCCUCACCAUCAUCAGCCACUUUUCAGUUCCUUUGGUUAUGACAGAACCAAUAGCAAUAUAGAAGAAUCACCUCAUGGACAAGGUUCCCGAGGAUCGGAAUCAAGCCCUUCCCAUCUGUCCCCAGUGCAACCAACCACGGCAACGUCUGAGGAGAUCUGGGUGCUACGGAAACCAUUUGCAGGUGGCGACCGCAGUAAUGCAGGCAGCACAGGAAGCGUGGCCAGCGUUCGGAGUUCUGGGAGCGGCCAAAGUGCAGGCACCAGCACCGCAGCCUCGGGAUCUGACGGGAAUAAGCUACUGCAAGUCGUUCUCUCCCAGAAAGGAUCAGCUUCGGAAACAGCAGGAGGUGACGGAGCUUCCAAAUCCGAGCAAGCUGCAGGGGUUGUUCGGCCCCAGGGCGCGGCCAGUGGUCCUGUAACAGAGCAACCGUAUGGCGAACCUCAACUGAAGAAGGCAGAGACACUAUCAGAAGCAAAGAACCCAGAAACAGUUUUUAACUGGCUCAGUGAAUUCCAACUCCAGCAGUAUGCUGCUAACUUUAUCAAUGCUGGCUAUGACAUUCCAACCAUCAGCCGCAUGACCCCAGAGGCUCCUGUCUCCAUUCAGCCUCCUUCAGCUAAGAAGGAGGAUGAAUGUCGAGCAAGUGGUGGACUCCUCGUCAACUUUGGCACCAACUCAGUCGACAGGAGGUGUGCUGCCUCAGGGGCAAGGCAUUCUAAGCCAGACUUACCUCCCCCCAAGGAUCUAACAGCAAUUGGAGUAACAAAACCCGGACAUAGGAAAAAGAUUGCCAUUGAAAUAAAUCGCCUGAAUGUCUCAGAGUGGUUGCCCGACUACCAACCAAAUGAUCUGAUGGAAUGGCUCUCAAUCAUUGGCCUUGCUCAAUAUUACAAGACACUUGUGGAGAAUGGUUAUGAAAACAUUGAGUUUAUCACUGAUAUCACCUGGGAGGACCUUCAGGAAAUUGGCAUCACAAAGCUGGGUCAUCAGAAAAAGUUUAUGCUCGCCGUGAAGAAGCUGGCCGAAAUCCAACGUGCUUCCAGGUAUGACUCAGGCACCCUGAAGAAGAAAGCCCCACAGUCCUUGGAGAUUGUUGCCAUCGAGUCUCCUCAGGGGGAGAAUGCCGAAUGCCAAUCUCCCAAACUGUCCACCUUCCAAGACAGUGAACUGAGCAACGAGCUGCAAGUAGCCAUGACCAGCAUCGGCGAAGCCAAGGACCAGAGGCAAGCGAGCAACCACGCGUCACCUGCUCCAGAAAGCACAGCAUACCACCAGCCAGGGUGUGGGCAGGAAAGCGACAGCAGCAGCGGUGGUGGUAAGGCCAACGGUACUCUAGCAGAUAUGUCAGGAGCGGGGAACCGCCUGCAGGCAGCGGCACUGUCCAAAAGCCAGGAGAACCUGGUGGCUCCCACCCACCGAUCCGGCUUCAACGAACACUUGGGCCACACCAAGCGGGCACACCGCCAAGGGGUACAGAGGGCCAGCGUGCCCCCGGCACCCGGGAAACAGCGGGCACCAUUGUCCCAUGGGCACCACCAAGCAAUGGUGGCAUUGUCCACCUUCACCCCUCCACAGACCCCGACCAAGCCAGGGACAUGUUCGUCUCAGACCCUCAACGUGCCCCAUGCCACGGCCAAGGUGAAACCCAUCCCUCAGCUGCUGCAGGCCGAGAGGCCCAUGUCACCCCGUUCGCCCACACACCGGGGCUUUGCCUACGUGAUCCCGCAGCCGUCAGAGGCCGAAUCCACGGCCACAACCACAGCUAUGCCGGUGGUGCCGGUCCUCCGCCUGCCGCCUCCCUCCACCCCUCAAGAUGGGGGUCAUCACGACCCGGGCCGGCCCAAGAAGCGGGCCCACAGCCUGAGCCGCUACGCCGUGUCGGACAGCGAGCAGGAGAAGGACGAGCUGGCCUUGCCGGACGCCGGGCCGUACGCCACCAUCCAGCGGCGGGUGGCCAGGAGUCACUCGGCCCGGGCGCCGCCGGCCGCCGACUCCGGCGUCAACCGCAGCCAGUCAUUCGCGCUGAGGCCCAGGAAGAAAGGGCCGCCGCCGCCUCCCCCCAAACGCUCCAGCUCCGCCAUCUCGACCACUAACCUGGCCGACGACCUGUCCCGACCCGAGGAGAUGGCGGCGAUGCCGGUGGAGACGGUCAGCGCGGGCAGCGUCCGCUCUAUCGCCGCCAUGUUGGAGCUAUCGUCCAUCGGCGGCGGAGCGCGGGCUCUGUCCUUGCGCCGCUCCUUCAAGGCGCAGAGGUUUCUGGAAGACGGCGGGCCGCGGGUGGCGGUGGCGACGCCGUUAACGGCGGCAAUCUCCGGUAGACGCGUGUCCCGCGACGCCAUCGGCCUGGACGGCGAAGUCAUCAACCGCCGGAGGACCAUCAGCGGCCCGGUCACCGGGCUGAUCGCCGCCGUCUCGUCGCGCAGGGACCCGGCCAACAACCAGCCUUUCGCCGAGGAUGGCACCCUGACCAUCAAGCAGCGUCCACGGCUAGCCGGCGCCGACAUGGGGCAGCACGGCCAGGGCCUAACGCCGUUAGAGCUGAGGAGAAGCAGAGUCAGGCCCGGCCACGGAGGAGACUCGGCCGCCUUUCACCUCAUCGAGUCGAGCACGGUGAAGAGGCGGCCGAAAGCCCGCGGGGCCGAGUCUCCUCCGCCACCUCCCCCUCCCUUCGACACCCAGCUCCACAACGGCAUGGCGGCCGCCUGCAAGAGGAGGCCCGCCUCCGACAUGGCCGAAGGAGAGACCUACCCCAGCUUCCUCACCGUCGGAGACCUGCCCCGCAGGAACAGCGAGCACGGCGGGCAUGCGGCCAACGGAGAGUCCCGCAGGCCCCUCAAACCCCCCGUCUCCCCCAAACCAUCCAUCGGGCAGCCGGCGACCAAGCGGCCCGGGCCACCGCCCACCAGGAAGACUCCUCUGCCGGGUCCUGGCCCCGCCAGUCCAUGUACAGAGGUAAAGCGUGCACCUCCACCUGUUUCCCCUAAACCGAUUCUACCUCCCCCUCUGACCCCACCAAAGCCCAUCAAGCCCCAUAUUAUUCUUCAGUCACUGAGUGCUGGUCCCACCCCAGUCCCUUCUCCCGCCAAGCAACCAACCAUCAAGGCAGCAAGUACACCAGCAUCCCUUUGCUCAAGCCCAGCUAAACCCAUUGCUGCGGGUCCGCCACACCAGGUCCCAGUCAAACCGCCAAGGUCUUCGAUAUCUGGGCCAUCCAUAGAGAUAGCCACGACAGAUGUAGCACAAAUGAAACUCGAGGAAACCAGUGCAUCGCUGGCAGCUGCUUUACAAGCCGUGGAAGAGAAAAUUAAACACGACGAGGGGCAGGAGCAAGAGCCGGCCACUGAGGUGAAGAGCACAGGCAGCAUCCUGGACGACAUCGGCAGUAUGUUUGAUGAUUUGGCAGAUCAACUGGACGCCAUGUUGGAAUGAAGGAAGGGAAGAAAGAUGGCAGGAAAACCUCAGGACUCAAUGUGGGCACAAUGAUCUUUGAAAUCCUACCCAGACCAGUCUUGGACACAAUUUCCCUUCCUGAACCCAUUUGAUUUUGUUUUGGUUUGCACAAUUCACCAAACAAUGGAAGUUUAUAUUACCUCAGGAUCUUACCGCGUGAAGAUCUGUGAAUUCACUGAUAUCAUCUUUGAAGGAAAACAAGGUUUCAAGAUUUGGAUAUGAAAUUGAAGCAGAGAUGUGAGGUUCAACUGUUUUAAUAUUGAUCUCGCAAACGUGAAAAUGUUUAAACUUCUAAAGUUACGGUUCAAAAAGAGUGUUAAUGCAAACUAUAGUAUAUGUACACUGUAUAGACGAGGAAUAAGAUAGGUUUGUAAAACAUCCAUCGCAGCCGAUGACAACUUAAACAAGUCCGCAAUGACUUGGUUGAAUUGUGAUUUUACAUUUCAAGUUGGUGUUUUUUCCCUUUGGGUGAAAGGCCAGUGAGAGAAACAGCUGGGAUUUAAAAUGACAUGUUUAUGAUACUUAUUCAUUGAUAGUUAUGCAUUGGUAGUAUAGUGGUUCAAUAAUUAUACAACAUUUGAUUGGAGACAAAAGUUCACAUCCCACCACAGAACCUUGGGUUUAGAUGUAACUAAAUAAAUCUAGAAUAAAAUGCUAAUAUAAAUGGUGAUCAUUAAACUAUCCGAUUGUAAUAAAAUUCAUCUGGUCCACAUAGGCCAUCCUAAUCAGGCCUAUGUGUUACUCCAGCCUAACAUCAAUGUGAGACUCAAAAUGUCACGUAUUCCUUUUAUUCGGAGAUGCUGCCUGACCUGCUGAGUUACUCUAGCAUUUUGUGUCUAUCUUCGGUGUAAACCAGCAUCUGCAGUUCCUCCCUACACAUCAAUGUGAUGAUCCACUUGAUCAUCCACUUAAUGGCCCAGCAACGCAUUCAGGUCAGGGGCAGCUAGGGAUGGGCAAUCAAUGUUGGUCAUGCCACCUAUGCCAAUGAAUAAAUGAAUAAAUAACACAUUGUUAGCUUUGUCAGUUAAAUGGCAUAAAGUGUAAAAGAGAGCAAUCUGCAGCUUCCGUGAUGAGAAGACCUGAGUUAAGACUUUCAGAGUUUUUGUGAGAUUUGACGUGGGUGAUUGAGUGAUUUGUGACAGAAAUACAAGCAUUUCUACUUUGCUUUUUAUAGUCUUGGGCCAUUACAAAGUGCUCUACAACCAAUGGAAUGAUCUUUGAAGCCUAGUCACUGCUGUAAUGUGGGAAAUGGUUUUUAUGGAGACAUUUGAUGAAGGAUUAACAUUAUUGGUUAGGAUGAAAUUAUGUUUGAGAGUUAGAGAGCUGCCUUGAAUGAUUAAUUGAUAAGUACUGCACCCAUGACAGUACCUGAUUUGAUAUUUGUUUCUGGAUUUGGAAGCUACAUUCAUCUAGCUUAGAGCGCCCAGAAAAAGGGUCUAUUUGGCCAGAUUGCCUGUUCCUGGUCUCUAUCCAAUAACUCCUAUCAGCAAAUCCCCUUGCAGUAACCUUGAAGUCACAUUAAGUGUUAACCAUCAGCCCUGCCAAAGUUGAUUAGUUUGCGCCAUUCACUUUCUGUGGUCACAUAUGGUCAAUGGUUGUUUAGCUGAAUGGCAGAGAAUAUUUGAAGAGAGGUCACGGUUAGCAUGGUGGCGCAGCGGUAGAGUUGCUGCUUUACAGCACCAGAGACCCGGGUUUGGUCCUGACUAGGAUGCUGUCCGUAUGGAGUUUGUAUGUUCUCAACGUGACCUGCGUGGGUUUUCCCCGGGUGCUCCGCUUUCCUCCCACACUCUAAAAACAUACAGGUUUGUAGGCUAAUUGGCUUGGUAAAAUUGUAAAUUGUUCCAAGUGUGUGUAGGGUAGUGUUAGUGUCCAGGUAUCGCUGGUUGGCAUGGAUUCAGUGGGCCGAAGGUCCAGUUUUCGCACUGUAUCUCUAAAGACUAAACCAAAAGUCAGAGAGCAGCACCUUCUCAAAGAAAAUCACAACUCAAAACAUACAGAUCAAUAAAUAGAAAACAGCAGCUCUCAUAUAAAUACUGCCAAAACAUGAGAAACUUACAUUUAUAUAACACCUUUCAAAGAAUUGGGUCAUCCCGAAGCAUGUCACAGUGAUUGAAAUACUUCUGGAGAAUGGUUACGGUUAUCAUGGCAAUCAAUGUGCAUUCAGCAAGACCUACAAACAGCAAUAUGAAAUGAUCAGAUGAUUAAAUUAUUGGCCAUGAUGUUAAGGGCGAACCUCUGUUCUUGUUCAAAAUUUUACCUUGAGUUUUACCUAUGUAAUUGUACCUAUGAGUGUCACUGGCAAGCUUGGAAUUUAUUGAGGAGAUGGUGGCAAGCUAUCACAAUCUGUGUGAUGAACAUAAGAAUUUGAAGCAGGAGUAGGCCAUAUAAUGUUCCACUGCGCUGUUGAACAGGUGGCGAUUUAUUGCCAUGCAUGUGCAAAGUACUUUAACAGGCAGCAGCAGAGUGCCGAACAUGAUGCCAAGUGAAACUAAUCUCCUCAGCCUGUACAUGAUACAUAUCCUUCAAUUCCUUGCAUCAAUAUAACACCUAUUUCUUCCUCAGAAUAUUCAAAAGUGCUUUAAAGCCAACUAAUUAUGUUUGAAAUACAGCAUAAUGUAGAUAACAAGGCAGACAACUUUUUUGAUAACAAUAUUUCUGAAGCAUCAGUGACAUAAAUGAACAGGUAAACAUACUUUUAUUUGAAGAACAAAUAUUGGCCAGAAUUUUCAAGAGAUGUUUCCAUGUUUGGUUCCAGAUAAUGCCAUGAGAUCUUUUACAAACAUCCAAGAUGGCAGGCAGCUUCUGAGGGUAGCAUCUCAUCAGAGAGAUGGCACUUCAGACAGUGCGGUAUGCCCUCAGUACUACAGUGGGGUUGUCAGCCUAGAUUAUAUCCUCCAGUCUGUAGAGCGGGAUUGAAGCAGUGGUUUUGCAGAUAGAGAAGUAUAGGUGCUGCUGUUUACCCAUGGAUGAUGCAUUGAAAACAACGACCAGCUAAUCUGUUUUAGUGAUGCUUAUUGAGAGAUAGAUAUUGGACAGAACACUGGGGAGAAUGACCCUGCUCUACCCGUUACAGUGGCGCGUCUGUAGAGUUUCUGCCUUACGACGCCAGAGACCCAGGUUCAAUCCUGACUACGAGUGCUGUCUGUACGGAGCUUGAACCUUUUCCCCGUGACUGCGUGGGUGUUCUCGAAGUGCUUUGGUUUCCUCCCACACUCCAAAGACGUACGGAUUUGUAGGUUAAUUGGCUUCGGUAGCAUUGUAAAAAAUGUCCCAAAUGUGUCGAAUAGCAUUAGUGGAUGGGGAUAGCUGGUUGGAGCGGACGUGGUGGUCCGAAGAACCUGUUUCAGCAUUGUAUCUCAAAAGUCUAAGUAGUGCCGUGGAAUCCACGAGAGAGCAGAAAAGCCUUACAUUUAAAGGAUAUCACUUCCAACGAUUCAGAACACCCUCACUACCGUUGUGGGAAUAUGUCAGCUGAGUGGAUUUCUCCCUCAAAUGUAUCCGUGGAGUAUAAUGACUUUCUCUGGGCCUAGAUUCCAUGCCCAAAAUGGUUUGUUGAACACUCUUACUGCUCGCUGAUUUCUUUAAAGCUGAUUCAGGACCACAGGGCUCACUGUGGAACGCAGAUUAUUCGACAAUGUUGGCAACAAAGGUUGCAGGCUCCAUCACUGCCAGGGAAGCUAUAUUGCCAAAGUUUCAAUUGGUUUUGGUUUGCCAAGGCAGAAGAUAUGAGGCCAUCCUUUCUCCAUCAAUAGUACAUUAUGUUUUUUUGGGGGGGGAAAAAUAUUUAACUGAUUGUUUUCAGUAAAUUCAAAUCGUAUACUGGAUGGGCAUUUAUGAUUUUAAAACUGUUAUUCAAUAUAUAUAUAUAUAUAAAGUUGUUAGAUUCACCAAGUCAACUAAAGACAUUGAUAUAUAAAUAAUUCAUUCAAAAAAAAAGGUGCUUUUGUUAUAUUUUAGUCUGUCUUUGCCAAGAACCCUUAUUGCACAGAUUCCAAAAGUCCAAGGCCCAAGAGAACUGAGGAACACACAGUAUUUUUACCAACUCUACUUAGGUACAUGUGACAAUAAAUUACCAUUGAACAUAACGUAUUACUGCAGGAGCUGCCAAUGAGAUGCCUUUGGUAGAAAUAACUCUUCAUUAAUAUGUAAAAUCAGACUAGCAAGAAAAUGAAGCGAAACUCAAAAGAAAGGCCCGUCACUCUCUGCUUUUCCCUACGUUCUACAUUUCAUGUUCUCUACGUUCACAUGCUGAUCUCUUGCUAAUUAGACAUUUCAAAUAAUAUGACAGGUUAAACCAGAGUCACACAAGGCUUGUCACCUAGUGCUUUUCAACUGCUUUCAACACGUUUACGGCUCAGAUGUACCAAGUGAACGUGCCCUUAAAAUUAAAUCAUUUGCCUUCAUCUUAUCGGUUGAGAUUAUCAAGUUAACUUUCCAUAUGAAAUGAACGGGCUUAGAAGAGUUGCCUGGUCUGUUUUCACACCAUGUGGUUCAUGUAGUGGAGACGAUGAAUGAUGCAAAAGUACUGACGGAGCAGUGCAGACUCAGUUAUUUCCAUUCUCCACCUUAAAGUGUUAAGUACAAGCAGAACAUAUUCUAUAUAUAAAUCCCAGGUUGGGACGUAGGCUCAAAGAUCCCAAAGGGCUUUCGCACAGGUUCUUAGUUGCACCGGCUGGUUGGGCUAUGUUGGAAGCGUAAAGAUUUGCAGCCAGAUACGCCAGUUCCGGAUGUGCAUCUUCUGCCUCCCUGUGGCAAGAAUAACACAUUACAAUAAAAAAGAAAUCCAUAUCCAUAAAAAUAAAAAUAUAAGCAAGUAAACGUGUGCACAAUAGAUGAUAUAAAGUGAAUUGGUGGGCUUUCUGAAAAUCCACAUCACUUUCCUCUUAAGAUAAAAAAAACAAGAAAUAUUUAAAAUAUUUGUGAACACUGCUGUUCAUAGUUGAGAGAUUUUACUGACCCAAAAUUCUAUAUUAAAUUAUAUAUUAAAAUUUACUCUAGCACAAGUUGAAAAUAACACUCCUGUAAAAUUCUACUUUAUUUUGAAGCCAUUUUAAAUAAAAUAUAUAUAAAUGAUGUUUUUAAAUUGUCAUUAUAAUUUUGUUGAUUAUUUUUCGUUUGGUGUUUUUAAUGUUGAAGCAGAACAUUGUAUGCAUUUUUUUAAAUGAACAAUGACGUGCCUUGUUUACGUUGAAGAUUUCUUUUGUUAAUUACUUUAUGAUAUUGAGUUGUAUUUCAAAUUUAGUUGUAUGGGUGUUCGGGUAGAACACUCCUGCUGUAAUAACAAAUGUACAAACCGUGUAUAAAAUCUGGGGUAAUGCCUGAAUUACAAUGAAUGCGUCUGCCUGUGGUUUGAAAAAAAGUGUCAAUUGUAAUUCUCGGACUUAAGCUAUUAAUUGUCUUAUAUUGUGUCCAAUGACCCAGUGUGUUUGUCAAAGUUUUGAAAUUUCUUCAAAGCCUGAAAAAUUGCCGAUGUAAAUUGUAAAAAAAAGUAACAAAAAAUUUAGAAAUCCCAUAAAAAGUUGUAUGACUGUUAUAUUUUUAUUAAGUUAUGAAACUGUAUUGUAUUUCCAUUAUGUAAAGCUAUGCAUCUUGACGCUUCAUGCUAUCCGUGUGCUACUGAAAGUGAUUAAUGUCGUUGGGUGUGUCGUGAUGUUCGAAGAGGAUUCCAUUUCUUGUCAGUCUUACCUGCAAGAAGCAACUUCGAUCUUACAGAAAGUUAAAAGGAGAGACAUUUGUCCACUCAAUGUGUUCCGGGAACCUGGUUUAUUUUUAUCUUGUAAAAAAAAGGGACUAUGUUUUUAAUGGAUUUCCUCAAGUGGGCUGGUUGCAAAAUAUGUUCGUCCUGUGGACUCUGCCAAUGACUGUAUCAUUACCAUCAUGACAGGCAUGUGGCAGUGUUGUGCUUGACUGAUUGCAUUUACUGCCAUUGGCUCUAAAUAAAUGUUAAAAGGGCA
This is a messenger RNA of Leucoraja erinaceus (little skate), 11142 nucleotides long. It is a transcript of the gene caskin1, whose product is annotated as CASK interacting protein 1. The transcript has 22 exons. The record is from RefSeq and is a predicted model, not a curated record. Bases 554 to 5167 code for a protein of 1537 amino acids. Lineage: Eukaryota; Metazoa; Chordata; Chondrichthyes; Rajiformes; Rajidae. Gene Ontology annotation, molecular function: protein binding.